UGAAUUUUCAAUCCAUAGAAAAGAAAACCAAAAUUCCUUCGUUUAAAAUCAUCAGCCAAAGAAAUAGAUAAAAACAAAUGAUUAGCAGUGCCAUUCUCUACAGGAGGGGCAGAGUAGGAUUUCAACUUUUCCCCACAUUAACAACUGCUUCGAUUUGCUCCAAUACUAGGAUCGUUAGUGUUUCCUCGUACCUAAAACCCACUUACAAAACCUUCAGCAGAAAUCAUUGUACUUUCGUAAAUAUCUUCAAACUCUCUUUAACUUCUUCGUCAGCUUCUGGGGUUGUUGGGUUUUCAAACAUGGCAUCUGCAACUGGAGGAGAAGAUGGUCAUUUCAAGUUGUCUGAAACUAGUAAUCUUAUAAUCAAGGAAGGUGACAUCACUAAGUGGUUUGUUGAUGGCUCCUCCGAUGCUAUUGUCAAUCCAGCAAAUCCAAGAAUGCUUGGAGGUGGUGGUGCAGAUGGAGCCAUACAUAGGGCUGCUGGCCCGGAACUUCGAGAAGCAUGCUCUAAGGUCCCAGAAGUUCGACCUGGUGUUCGCUGUCCCACUGGAGAAGCAAGGAUUACCCCAGGAUUUAAACUGCCUGCAUCUCAUGUGAUUCACACAGUUGGACCAAUUUAUGAUUCUGACAAGGACCCUAAAGCCUCCCUGAGUAGUGCAUACAAGAAUAGCUUGACUGUGGCUAAAGAGAACAACAUUAAAUACAUUGCAUUUCCUUCCAUAUCUUGCGGUGUAUAUGGAUAUCCUUUUGAGGAAGCAGCCACAGUUGCUAUAUCUACUGUCAAAGAAUUUGCAGAUGAUAUUAAAGAGGUGCACUUUGCUCUGUUCGAGUAUGAAAUCUACAAUAUUUGGUUGAAAAAGGCAAAGGAGUUGCUCCAGGCUUAGUGCAUGACAGCAACUAGAAUAAUGUUGUCCUACCUUGGUCCAUGAGAGUGCUAAGUUUAGAUGUAUAUAUCUCUAUGGACUUGGAAGCAACUAUGACAGAAUUACUUUCGUUUGAUUUGCAAGAGUCCUGAACUUUUGGAUGAAUUGGAGGCAUUUAUGCUUCACUUUAGACAGAAUAAUUGUUAAUGCUGGUUUUGUGGAAUUAAUGGUUGUUAUGAAAAUAUAAUUCCCCUUAUUUUAUAGUUCCUGAGCUCUUUGCUUUAGGAUCAACACAGUCUAAGACUAAAUAUGAAUCACAGUUUAAGUUUAUGCCUGAACUUGGAUAUGAUUCUUUUUAAAAUCUUUUAUAACACCUUCAAAGUGUUUUUGGUCAGGAUCUAGUAUGUUUUAAGCUUGUGGAGUAGUUGCCCUCAAUUCCCUUGCUCUUGCUGCUGUCUCUUUUCUCUCCCUGUUUUUGGAUUGGGAAGCUGUGAACAGAAACAUGUAAUGGUAAAAAUUGUUCAGAAAAAUGCUAAAAAAAGGUGUAAUACUUACACUGGUGUAAAUGAAUCCCUCUAUUCAUAAUGCUUACUCAUUAGCUCAAUAAAUUAGCAUGAGGUUGCAGCAGAAUUUCUGGAGGAACACACAUUAAGCAACAAGAGGAGAGUUUAGUAGGGAAGGCAAACCAUCCAACCAACCUCGGACAACGGUUUUACAAGUCAUAAGAGAUUUCAGGAUUUCCAAAUGAUUAUGACAACUGUGG
This is a messenger RNA of Durio zibethinus, 1626 nucleotides long. RefSeq lists its product as uncharacterized. Lineage: Eukaryota; Viridiplantae; Streptophyta; Magnoliopsida; Malvales; Malvaceae. The record is from RefSeq and is a predicted model, not a curated record.